AAACCAUACUUCUCUUUAGAAGAAUGAAGACUCAGCCCAUCUAUCUCUGUUUUCCUAUACCUUUUUUUCUAACAGUUCCUGAUUUGUUUAUGGCAGAAAUCAAGGCACUCUUAGGGACUGGAAUCUGCCUGCAUAGAUUGCUCUGUUAAUAAAAAGAUAGGAAGGAGAUAAAGGAUCUCUGAAUGAGUUGUGAGUAAAACCUGUGAAAGAAAGAGGAAAAAAGUCUCUAGUAACUGUCUUUUCCUGAUUGUCAUUGAACUUAAAUCGGGUAUUAAGCACCUAGAUAUCCUUUUGCUCCUUUCUCUUCCAAUCCCAGGAUUAGAAAAGAUCCUGUCUUUGGAAAUUUCACUGAUGAAAGUCAUUCCACGUGACAGACUGCAGAGCUGCUAGUACCUUAUCCCUUUCUCCUUUUCAUUAAGGCUGUUACACAUAUACAAUCCACAGGUAGAAACCACUCUUACGGGGCCUCCAUAAGCAGGCAGUAGUAGAAAUAGUUACUGUAAAUCCUUAUAAGCAAAAAAUAAUAUUUUGUUAGGGAUGAUUAUUUAGGAAUGGCUUCACUAUUGUCUCAAAAAGCAGAAUGAUAAAGCAAGCUUCCUUGACAGAAGCAUCACAAAAUUAUAUACAGUAUUUCACUGGUUCCCUCUGAGCUGUCAAGGAAUCAGCUAGAGUAGAGCGGUAAGUGGUCCUGGUUCAAGAAAACCUGAGUAAGUUUUAGAGCAGCACUAACUCUUAGAAGAGGUUAGGUUUGAAAAUUCGAUUGAAUUCUAAAGAUAAAAUUAUCCCUUCCGUUCUGUAGCUGUUUUAAUGUAAACAGCAGCUUCCAAGGUGGCUGGAUCCCUGCCCUGGGUUUGCUCAAAGACUACUUUUCCUGUCUAGGGCCAUGAUUAAACAGACGUUUUAAUUGCUGUCAAAGUUCUGCAGUUUUGGUGUUUUCAAAGUCUCUUCUGUUUUAUUGAAUGCUUCCCCCUGUGUGUGCUAAAGAUACUGGAAACAGUUUUAUUGUGUUCUCCUUCACAGGACCUUCCUUGUGGAAGGCCCACUGAGACCUUCUUUUUCUGCAACUUCUCCCAUUUAGGAAAACAAAAACAAAACAAUUCCCCAGGCAUGUCAGGACUCCUUUGUAAACUUUUCUGAAAUGCCAUUUUGAAAAUGAUGCUUCACAUGGACCAGGUUUCUCACUUUUGGUGACAUACAUAUCACAGGACAUUUAAAUCGAUCAGAUGAUUAUUUCUUUUAAAAAUUUGAAAACUCAUCUAAUGUAAGUUCAAAACAUAUAUCCCUUUUUUAUUUCUGUGUUCUGAAUGUUUAGAGCAAAAGCAAAACAACAAGCCAAAGGUGUGUGUGUGUGUAUGUGUUCUGUGUGUGUGUGUGUCUUUAAUAGAAUGAUAAAACAAAAAUAGCCUCCGUUUUCCUUAAACUCUCAAGGUGACACUUUGGUUACAAGUAGAGACAUUGCUGAUUUGCUGGUGUUUUUUGACUGGAUAUUGAUUGGCAAGGUAGGAAUUGCUUAUCACACUCUGAUGAGCUUGAUACUGCUCCUUGCCUAGGAGUAAAAGACUCAGCCUCUCCAGGAACAUCAGUAUUUUUCACGUCUUUCAUUGCCUUUUUUGGUUCUUCCAUGUACAAUUCAAUGAAGCAAGUUUCUCUCAAUAGCAAAGAUUUGCCUUCUUAAGAUUAGCUUUCUUUGCCAUCCUGAUAACUUAGGGAUGAUUUCCUGACUGACAUUGUUCAAAAUAGGAAGAGAGAAACCCUUAUUUGUUUUGUCAAUAGACUAUUAUUGAAUGUCAUUAAGGAGCAAGGGUAAGAUUUUUAAAAAUUGGAUAACUUCGGGGCCUUUUUAGCCUUUUUGGCAUUGUCCCUUAGAUCUUCUUCUCUCUGAGUGCUUUAAAAACACACGGUUUGAGGCACAGCUGAUCUCUAUAGGAAAAUAUUAUAAGCCAUGCCUGCAUGAGACACAGCUGGGCUUUGCUGUUCAUGAUCAUUACUCGAGUCUCUCCAGCCUCAGAAUGAGUAAGGCUGAAAUCUGUUCCCUCUACCCUGCCCUAUUUUAUGUAAAUAUGGUAGCUGAUCUCCAAAAUUUUCGACUGUACCAUAUAUAUAAAGUUUAACCUCUUAAGAAUGUUCAUCCAAGCUGGGCACGGUGGCUCACGCCUAUAAUCCCAGCACUUUGGGAGGCUGAAGCUGGCAGAUCACGACGUCAGGAGAUCGAGACCAUCCUGGCCAACAUGGUGAAACCCCAUCUCUACUAAAAAUACAAAAAUUAGCUGGGUGUGGUGGCGCAUGCGUGUAAUCCCAGCUACUGGGGAGGCUGAGGCAGGAGAAUCGCUUGAACCAGGGAGUUGGAGGUUGCAGUGAGCUGAGAUUGUGCCAUUGCACUCCAUCCUGGAAGACAGAGCAAGACUCCGUCUCAAAAAAAAGAAUUUUCAUCCUGACCAAUCUGGGUGACCAAUCAGUUAAAUUGGUUUAGGAAGAGCUUGCCCUAGAUUGGUUGAUUCAUAAUUUUUCUUUUUAUUAAUUAUCGGGUUUUUCUCUCUGAUCUCUGCAUUGAAAAUUAUUUCCUAAACCAUAAAGAUUUGUUGAGGUACCAUUCUAGAAUCCCCAAUAUUUAUUCUAGUUGUUAUAGUAACAGUGGAACCCAAGUUUCUCCUAAAGCAUUACCCAGCUUUCCUUGCCCAGGCAGAAAAGAUGGCAGAGGGAGGGUGAACCCAGGGCCCAUCUGUGGGUAUGGGCUCCAAUUUCCUAAAUUGUUUGUGGUUAUAACCAUGGCUUCCACCUUGUCUGGCACCGGGUCCACAUCUUUUCUGAGAUCUGCUAGAAGGUCAGAGCCCUAGAGAAUAAGAGAAGCUUGCUGCUGGUGAGGGGGUAUGGCCAGGAUUCCUGGAGUCCUUGGAAGAGCUUCAGCUUCACCAUCUUGGGAGAAGGAAGAAAGUGAAAGCGAUGUGGUCCUUCUUAGUCCCAAGGACCCUGACAGAGGACACGCAGAGGAGCAGCUGGCUUGCCCGGAGUCCUCCGACCCUGACCCAAGCAUGCAGGGCCCACCCCGCAGCCUCCCCACUGGGCUCAGCCUGGACGACUUCAUCCCUGGCCACCUCCAGUCCCACAUAGGGUCUUCCUCCGGGGGGACACGGGUGCCCGUGAUCCGGAAUGGUGGCUCCAACACCCUUAAUUUCCAGUUCCACGACCCAGCGCCCAGGACUGUGUGCAAUGGGGGCUACACACCAAGACGAGAUGCUUCCUGGCACCCGGACCCUGAGUGGUAUCAGACCUGGCCAGGCCCCGGGAGCAAGCCCUCUGCAAGCACAAAGAUCCCUGCCUCCCAGCACACCCAGAACUGGUCAGCCACAUGGACCAAGGACAGCAAGCGUCGGGACAAGCGCUGGGUCAAAGUGUUGACAGACCCAGAGACUGGUACCGGAGAAUGUUCCAGCAGAUUCACCGGAAAAUGCCAGACCUGCAGCUGGACUGGACCUUCGAGGAGCCACCCAGAGGCACCCUCAGCCCCAGUCACGGCCUGUCUCCUCCCACCUUCAAUGGUUUCCUCAUGUACCUCCUCUGCAGACCCCAGGCAUCUAGGAGCCCAGCAAAGACCUGCCCACAGGCCCGGCCUGGCAGCAUCUUCCAGCGGAAGAAGCUGGGACCACUCUGAAGGGUUACCUAGAAGCACCUUCAGCUACAGACCUGGAGCAUUCUCCACUGUGCUGCAGCCACCAAAUCAGGUGCUCAGACGCCGAGAAAAAGUAGACAAUGUCUGGACGGAAGAGUCCUGGAACCAGUUUCUGCAGGAACUAGAGACUGGGCAGAGGCCCAAGAAACCACUGGUGGACGACCCUGGUGAGAAGCCCUCCCAGCCCAUUGAGGUGCUGCUGGAGAGAGAGCUGGCCAAGCUGAGCGCCGAGCUGGACAAGGACCUGCGGGCAAUUGAGACCCGACUGCCGUCCCCCAAGAGCUCGCUGGCGCCCCGACGGGCCCCGGAGCAGCGGCCCCCGGCCGGCCCGGCCUCAGCCUGGAGCUCCAGCUCCCCGCAUGCACCUUACCUGGGUUCCGCCCGGUCCCUGAGCCCCCACAGAAUGGCUGAUGGAGGAAGCCCCUUCCUAGGUCGGAGGGACUUUGUCUACCCUUCCUCAACCCGAGACCCUAGUGCCUCUAACGGAGGGCGCAGCCCAGCCAGGAGGGAAGAGAAGAAGAGGAAGGCCGCCAGGCUCAAGUUUGACUUCCAGGCACAGUCCCCCAAGGAGCUGACUCUGCAGAAGGGUGACAUUGUUUACAUCCACAAGGAGGUGGACAAGAACUGGCUGGAGGGAGAGCACCACGGCCGCCUGGGCAUCUUCCCUGCUAAUUAUGUGGAGGUGCUGCCCGCAGAUGAGAUCCCUAAGCCUAUCAAGCCCCCCACCUACCAGGUGCUGGAGUAUGGAGAGGCUGUGGCCCAGUACACCUUCAAGGGUGACCUGGAGGUGGAGCUGUCCUUCCGCAAGGGAGAGCACAUCUGCCUGAUCCGCAAGGUGAACGAGAACUGGUACGAGGGGCGCAUCACGGGCACGGGGCGCCAAGGCAUAUUCCCUGCCAGCUACGUGCAGGUGUCUCGUGAACCCCGGCUCCGGCUCUGUGACGACAGCCCCCAGCUCCCCACGUCUCCCCGCCUGACUGCUGCCACCCAUUCAGCCCGUCACCCCAGCUCCCCCUCAGCCCCGCGCAGCCCAGCUGACCCCACCGACUGGCGGGGGCAGACCUCCCUCCGUCGCACUGGCUUCUCCUUCCCCACCCAGGAGUCUAGACCCCAGACCCAGAAUCUUGGCACCGCUGGUCCAGCUCUAUCCCACCCUCGAGGUCCCAGCCACCCCUUGGACCUGGGGACCUCCUCUCCUAACACCUCUCAGAUACACUGGACCCCGUACCGGGCGAUGUACCAGUACAGGCCCCAGAACGAAGACGAGCUGGAGCUGCGCGAGGGGGACAGGGUGGACGUCAUGCAGCAGUGUGACGAUGGCUGGUUUGUGGGUGUCUCCCGGAGGACCCAGAAAUUCGGAACGUUCCCUGGAAAUUACGUUGCCCCGGUGUGAGUGGUCUCCAUGGCAACUUGGAGCCAGCCAGGAUGGGGUGGGGAGCGGUGGCACUUGUGGGAGGGAGAGGACCCCCGCCCACAUUCUCCUUCCCCAGGACCUGAGCUCCCAGCAUCUGCAGACGACCCCGGCAGCCUUUCCCUCGGAACCCCCUCGAAGCCCCCUGGACUGAUUCCCACCCACGACUCACAGGCAUUCCUCCCACAGCCCUUUCAUUUCCUCCCCACCCCACUCCCCAAAUACAGAGGUCUGCUUUGAAGUGGAGACCAUUUCCAGGCCUUAUUGAGACCAGACCCCAAGUCCCCCACCCCCAUCCUGCUCCAGCGUUUCCUCUAACAGGGACCAGCUCUCCGCUUUGCCCCCACGGGGUUCCUCUAACCAGAACCAGCUUCCUAGCCUCGUAGAGACCAAAGGCUGCCCCCGCCUGCUGGGGUUCCUCCCACCACCCAAGCUUGCCGGCUGCCCUCUUUGCCUUCUGGCCUCCAGCUGGGUGUGGGGGAGUGGAGCAAGGCGGGGGACAGACGCAGCACCUUCUUAGCGAUCUAGGCCUGGCAAGAGCUCUGGACCCAAGGCCACCUCUUCCCAGGGGCUGCCGAGUCCUGGGCCUGGCCCUGGCAUAUCACCCUGUACUGUGGGGCCGGGCAUCACUAGCCUGGCUCAGAUAUUCCCCAGGGAGACUGCUGUGUGCUGCCCACCUGCCUGCUGGCUCUCCCCCAGCCCCACACCCCCUCUGGAAGAGAAUGUAAAAUAAACCUGGACACAAGGGA
Messenger RNA from Symphalangus syndactylus (siamang), 5827 nucleotides. It is a transcript of the gene SORBS3, whose product is annotated as sorbin and SH3 domain containing 3. The record is from RefSeq and is a predicted model, not a curated record. Lineage: Eukaryota; Metazoa; Chordata; Mammalia; Primates; Hylobatidae. Gene Ontology annotation, molecular function: protein binding. Gene Ontology annotation, biological process: cell-substrate adhesion. Gene Ontology annotation, cellular component: cell-substrate junction; nucleus; cytoplasm.